Messenger RNA from Manihot esculenta (cassava), 1802 nucleotides. RefSeq lists its product as uncharacterized. Lineage: Eukaryota; Viridiplantae; Streptophyta; Magnoliopsida; Malpighiales; Euphorbiaceae. The coding region runs from base 12 to 1595 and encodes 527 amino acids. The record is from RefSeq and is a predicted model, not a curated record. The transcript has a single exon.
UAUAAAUACCCAUGUCACUUCCCUUCCCAUCAUCACUCGCAAAUUUACAUACAAAAAGCGAGCGAGAGAGUGAGACAGAUAACAGAGACGCCACUCAAUUUCUUCCAAAAAACAAAAAAAUGCCUUCUGCUCCAUCUAUAACUCUGAUCUCAAAAUGCAGAGUCUUCCCAGACCAGAAAUCCACCAUGGAAGACCUCAAGCUUUCAGUCUCUGACCUUUAUUUGCUCCCUCGUCACUAUAUUCAAAAGGGUUGUCUCUUCACUCGUCCUUCAAUUCCAAUUGAAUCCCUUGUUUUCCUUCUUAAGAAUUCUCUCUCUCAAACACUUUCUCACUUCCCUCCACUCGCUGGUCGCUUCAAAACAGACCCCAAUGGCUACAUUUACAUCACCUGCAACGACGCAGGGGUUGAUUUCCUGCACGCCACUGCUACCCAUCUCUCCAUUCGCGAUAUUCUUUCACCAGUUCAUGUGCCGGAGUGCGUCAAGAGCUUCUUUGCUUUUGAUCGUACUGUUAGUUACGAUGGACAUUUUAAGCCAAUUUUGGCCGUUCAGGUGACGGAGCUAGCAGAUGGGGUUUUCAUUGGCUGUGCCUUGAACCAUUCUGUCACAGAUGGAACUUCCUUCUGGAACUUCUUUAACACCUUCGCUGAUAUUUCUAGAGGAAUUAAGAAAAUCUGCCGAAUGCCUGAUUUUUCAAGGAACUCGGUGCUGAUAUCUCCGGCGGUGCCUCAAGUCCCUGAAGGUGGCCCCAAGGUCACGUUUGAUGAAAACGAGCCAUUAAGUGAAAGAAUCUUCAGCUUUAGCAGAGAAGCGAUUUUGAAGCUCAAAGCCAGAGCUAACAACAAGAAAUGGAUUCAGAAUUCAGGCAUUGACACUGUCGAAUUAAUGGGGAAACAAAGUAAUGAUCUUUUAUGUAAUCAAAUCAACGGGAAGACGAUGACUACAAUUCUUGAAAACUCGUCCAAGAACGCCGUUUCGAAACCUCAAGGAAUGGAGUCCAACAAAACUCCACCACCACCAGCAGCAGCACCAGCAGAGAUUUCUUCUUUUCAAUCAUUGUGCGCGCUGCUGUGGAAGGCAGUGACGCGGGCGAGGAAGCUGAGCCCGGAUAAAACGACGACGUUCAGAAUGUCGGUGAAUUGCCGGCACCGGUUGAACCCGAAAUUGGAUCCACUUUAUUUCGGAAACGCAAUUCAAGGCGUAUACACUUACGCAUCAGCAGGCGACGUGUUAUCUCAGGAUCUGCGCUGGUGUGCCGAACAAUUAAAUAAGAACGUGAUUGCUCACAACGACGAAAUGGUACGUCGUUUUGUGGAGAAUUGGGAGAAGAAUCCACGGUGUUUCCCGUUGGGGAACUUUGAUGGUGCAACAAUGACCGUGGCUAGCUCGCCUAGAUUUCCAAUGUACGAUAAUGAUUUUGGGUGGGGCCGACCUUUGGCCGUUAGGAGUGGUAGGGCCAACAAGUUUGACGGUAAGAUCUCGGCAUUUCCUGGACGAGAAGGCGGCGGCAGCGUGGAUCUGGAGGUGACUUUGUCGCCUGAAACAAUGGCUGGGAUUGAGUGUGACGAUGAAUUCAUGCAAUAUGUAUCUAACUAAGCUGAUGUUGGAUCAACGGUGAUCAUGGUGACGACAAUGUUUUGGUGAUGUGGAUGAUAUUCUGGUGACUACUUUCAUCUUUUGUACUUUUGUGACAUACUUUUCUAGUAAUAUUAUUGCCUUUUUCUAAAUAUUUCUCAAGUUUGGUGUUUUGGGUUCCAUCGUCAUGAUAUUUGAUGAUAUUACUAUAUGGAGGCUGUGUCUAUC